GCGCACUCGCGGCCGCCAUUUUGGAGCGAUCUCGCCCGCGGCCCCGAGCCGGUCCCGAGCGGGUCCCGAGCCUCCCGCCCGCUGCGCCCGAGUCCGAAGGCGCCGCGCCGCGGGGCCGGGCCCAUGUGCGUGCGGCCCGCUCCAGGCCGUCCGCACUUCACCUCUGCGAGCGUCCUGGCCUCCCUCGGGCCUCGGAGGAGUCGCCGCGACCCCCAGCCUGCGGGGCAGGUAAACCAACCAAAACUCUUUGCAGAAUGAAAACACCUUUUUUAAAAUUGCAGAUAUACAAAAGAAAGAGCCCAAAUGCUUUUUAUUUUGCCUGAAUACAAGAUUUAAACAAGGUAUUGCCAUAGAAGUCUCUACCACAGCGCGUUCUGUUGGACUCUUUCACGGAACUAUAGGAUCACAUGGGCAGCACUUGUGUUUGAUUCUACCCUCUUUCUUCCGGUUGGUUCUGUCACCCUGGGAAAUAGAGAAGCAGAACGUACGGCUCCUUUCUUCAUUCACUGCUGGAUCAAUGUCCAGGGCCAAGGCAGUUUUGUUUGUGUGGAUUUCUGUUUACUGCUGCAUGGUAGAGGUUGCCGAACCCCGUAAGGUUUGUAUGUUUAUCAUGCUUGCAUCCUUUCUUCCUUACUGUGUAUGACAUUGCCUCUUACUUCUUUCCGUUUUUUGUUGUUGUUUUUUUGUUUUUGCCUUAAAGUUAGUUUAUCAAAUAUUAAUUGAAUUUCAGCUUUUGGUUUACAUUUGCCCACUGUGUGUUUUUCAGUUGUCAUAUUUCUGCCUUCUUCAAUUUUUUAAAGUAUCUAUCAUUUGUUUGUUUGUUGCUUGAGACAAGGUCUCUCUCUCUGUGUAUCCCUGGCUGUUGUGGACUCACUCUGAGGUCCAGGCUCCUUGAAUUCACAAAGGUCUGCCUUCUUCUGCCUCCCAGUGCUGGGACUAAAGUGACAGCCAUGGCACUUGGCUAACGUGUGUUGUUUAUAGGAAACAUUGUUGCGGUUUGUACAUCCAGUCUGAGAGACUUCUGCAUUGCUCUGUGACCACCAUCAUGUUCUGGAAAUUUGACUUGAAUACCACGUCCCACGUUGACAAGCUCCUCGACAAGGAACAUGUGACACUGCAGGAAUUAAUGGAUGAAGAUGACAUCUUGCAAGAGUGUAAGGCUCAGAACCAGAAGCUGCUGGACUUCCUGUGCAGGCAGCAGUGUAUGGAGGAGCUGGUGAACCUCAUCACACGAGACCCACCCCAGGACAUGGAAGAGAAGGUCCGAUUCAAAUAUCCAAACACAGCCUGUGAGCUUCUGACUUGUGAUGUGCCGCAGAUCAGCGACAGACUAGGCGAGGACGAGCGUCUGCUGAGCCUUCUGUAUGACUUCCUGGACCAGGAGCCACCGCUCAACCCUCUGCUUGCCAGUUUUUUUAGCAAGACCAUUGGCAAUCUCAUUGCAAGGAAAACCGAACAGGUGAUCAUGUUCUUGAAGAAGAAGGACAAGUUCAUCAGUCUGAUACUGAAGCACAUAGGCACCUCAGCUCUCAUGGACCUGCUGCUACGCCUGGUCAGCUGUGUGGAACCAGUUGUUCUCCGGCAGGAGGUCCUACAUUGGCUUAAUGAAGAGAAAAUCAUCCAGAGACUUGUGGAAUUGAUCCAUCCCCACCAGGAUGAAGAUAGGCAGUCAAAUGCUUCUCAGGCACUCUGUGACAUCAUCAGGCUGGGCAGAGACCAGGGCAGUCAGCUGCAGGAGACUGUGGAACCAGAUCCCCUCCUCACAGCACUGGAGUCGCAGGACUGUGUGGAGCAGCUUCUGAAGAACAUGUUUGAUGGGGAUCAGACGGAGAGCUGCCUGGUCAGUGGGAUGCAGGUGCUGCUUGCCUUGCUGGAGCCAAGGCGCGUUGGAACAGAAGGCUUGGUGGACUCCUUUUCUCAGGGACUGGAAAGGUCAUACUCUGUCAGCAGCAGCAUCCUGCAGGGCAUUGAGCCAUGGCUGAAGAAUUUCCAUCAGCUCCUGCUCAACCCACCAAAGAAGAAAGCAAUCCUGACCACUAUUGGCGUGCUAGAGGAGCCCCUGGGGAAUGCUCGUCUUCAUGGUGCACGCCUCAUGGCUGCACUGCUGCACACAAACACACCCAGCAUCAACCAGGAGCUCUGCCGGCUCAACACCAUGGACUUACUGCUGGACCUGUUUUUUAAGUACACCUGGAAUAACUUCUUACACUUCCAAGUGGAGCUGUGCAUAGCCGCUAUUCUCUCCCACGCUGGUCUGGAGGAGCAGGCAGAAGCUGGCAGAUCAGAUGGCAAAGUGGAACCUGUGCAGGGGAGUGGAGAUGGGGGUGGGAAGCCGGAGACCACCUCGUCCAUCACCAGCCCUCCUGAGAACACAAUGGUGACCCAUCUGUUCCAGAAGUGCUGCCUGGUUCAGAGGAUCCUGGAAGCCUGGGAAGCCAAUGACAACACACAGGCGGCAGGUGGCAUGAGACGUGGGAAUAUGGGCCACCUCACAAGGAUCGCCAACGCAGUUGUACAGAACCUGGAGCAGGGCCCGGUGCAGACACACAUCAGUGAAGUCAUCCGAGGGCUCCCUGCAGAUUGCCGUGGACGCUGGGAGAGCUUUGUGGAAGAGACACUGAUGGAGACCAACCGCAGGAACACUGUGGACCUGGUGAGCACUCACCACCUUCACUCCUCAAGUGAGGACGAGGACAUUGAGGGUACUUUCCCUAACGAGCUGUCCCUUCAGCAGGCCUUCUCUGAGUACCAGAUCCAGCAGAUGACAGCAAACUUUGUGGAUCAGUUUGGCUUCAACGAUGAGGAGUUUGCAGACCAGGAUGACAACAUCAAUGCCCCAUUUGACCGGAUUGCAGAGAUCAACUUCAACAUUGAAGCCGAUGAGGACAGUCCCAGUGCAGCUCUGUUUGAAGCUUGCUGCAGUGAUCGGAUCCAGCCCUUCGAUGAUGACGAGGAGGACAUUUGGGAGGAUGAGGAGACUCGAUGCACGGCCCGGGUGAUGGCCAGAGCCAGGUUUGGAGCCCCUCACACCUCAGAAAACUACUCAAAGAAGGCCUUGGGACAUGGAGGCCAGGGCAGGAAGACUGGCUCCCCCACAGCUAGGAAUGUGCCUGGACUGGCCACGCCUUCAUCCCCUACACAGAAAGAAGGCCCGCGCUCAGAAAGUGAUUCAGCAGGUACUACAUGGACAGCAGUUUUUGAUGAGCCAGUGAACCCGCUGUCUGCAGCUUCAGGAGCUGCGAGGGAUGUGGGUUCUAGUGCCUGGGCGGCUGGUCCUUCAGUUGCAGAGGAGAAAGGCUGGGCCAAAUUCACCGACUUCCAGCCUUUCUGCUGCUCUGAGACAGGGCCCCGGUGCAGCUCUCCUGUGGACAUGGACCACAGCAAUGCUGAGGGUGACCAGAGUCCAGGCCCAGAGAAAGCCUUUGGUCCUACCUCGCCUUGUGCCUGGAACGUGUGUGUCACUAGAAAGGCCCCACUGGUAGCCUCUGACAGCAGCUCCUCUGGGGGAUCUGACAGUGAAGAUGACGAGAAGGCAGCGGGUGCUGUGGAAGCUCUGUGCGCAGGCCAUACUGGAAAGGCCUCCCCACCACCCAGGACAGCAGAGGCUGCUGCUGGCAGGGCUGAGUGUCCUGACAGCACCGUGUUAGCCCCUGCCUGCCCUGCACCUUCAGAAGUGACCAUCAGUCCUGCCGUGGCUACCAUAGCACCAAGCAAGGCAGGCUCUCCCACAGCCACCAUAGUGGUCUCUUCCUCAGUGGCUACUGCAGUACCCCCAGGACCAAUCAUGGCAGUAACCACAACAGCCCCAGCCAUAGUUGCAACCCUGGGGACAAUGACAAAGGACAGGAAGACAGAUGCCCUGCCAGACGGAGCUGCCUUAAAUGGCCCUGUGUAAUGGCUGCCGCCCAGCUAUGGCCCACCCUGGUCAGGCUGCUUCCUUAAUCAAGAAGACUACCUGGUGAUGCAAUUUUUUUUAAUUUAACUUUAAAAUAAAUGCUGCAUUUGGUAAAGCUGGCAGUGGAACCCGUUGGAUGACCCAGCUCAUGUUUCUCCUGCCUGCCCUUGGUCCUGUUGGAAGACAGGAUGCACCUGGCCAUUCCCAGGCCCAGGUCUUGGUGUGGCAAUGCGGCCCCUGACGCGCAGCUUCAACCUGCAGGAGUUGGGGAGGGAACAAGACCCUAAGGGGCCAGCACCAUCGGAUGGGCAGGAAGGGUGCGGAUCUCCAGGCGCUGGUUUCAUCUGUAUUUUUAACGCAUGGAGGAAAAGCCGUUUUUUGCACUUUGUACCCAGCUACAGUACAGGGUCUCUCUAGGCUCAGGGCAGAUGUACAGGCCUGAGUUGGAGAGACCUGAUCCCCACUAAUAAUACUACAUGGGGGUCUGGCACUAGUUUGGCCACAUGAGGUCAAACCCCAGUUCUAGCUGCCCAGGGGCUCCUGGGAGCUGGUGUUGAAUCAGGCUACACAUUUUGACUGCCUUAAAAACAAAGACCCUCUGGACCUGGUGCAGUGGUCUCUGUGCUCAGCAGGGCAGACUGGCACACUCGGGUGGGGGUUGGAGCUGCACCAGACAUGUAAGAGUGGACACGGAAGAGCGCUGGGAGGCCUAGGGACCGGGCGGGCCCAUAGUGUCCAGGAAGAGUCUAAAGUCUAUGUUGUCUUUUUUUUUUUUUUUUUUUUUUUUAAAUGUUCUGACCUUCUGACAGGGCAUCUAACCCCCAAUAAAAAGGAUCAUUCUUACUGAAAA
Messenger RNA from Rattus rattus (black rat), 4745 nucleotides. It is a transcript of the gene Ppp6r2, whose product is annotated as protein phosphatase 6 regulatory subunit 2. Lineage: Eukaryota; Metazoa; Chordata; Mammalia; Rodentia; Muridae. The transcript has 26 exons. Bases 1046 to 3895 code for a protein of 949 amino acids. Gene Ontology annotation, cellular component: nucleus; cytosol. The record is from RefSeq and is a predicted model, not a curated record. Gene Ontology annotation, molecular function: protein phosphatase regulator activity; protein phosphatase binding.